Conger conger (European conger) is the source of this 1557-nucleotide messenger RNA. It is a transcript of the gene sgk2a, whose product is annotated as serum/glucocorticoid regulated kinase 2a. NCBI's taxonomy places the organism in Eukaryota, Metazoa, Chordata, Actinopteri, Anguilliformes, Congridae. The record is from RefSeq and is a predicted model, not a curated record. Gene Ontology annotation, biological process: protein phosphorylation. Gene Ontology annotation, molecular function: protein serine/threonine kinase activity; ATP binding. The transcript has 13 exons. Bases 128 to 1213 code for a protein of 361 amino acids.
AGCUCUACAAUGUUUAGGUACAGAGUCUUGGUGUGUCAACUAUAUUUUGAAACCUGAAUUUAAGGACUAUAAUCACAGGCAGAGGCACUGAAACAGUUUGUGCAUGCGUAUGGGAUAGAGCAGAAGAAUGGCUCACUGUAAUCAACUUCGAUCAUCCUCUCCAAGUGAAGUCAACCUGGGUCCUUCAGCCAACCCUCAUGCCAGACCUACAGACUUUGAUUUCCUUGCUGUGAUUGGAAAAGGAACGUUUGGGAAGGUUCUUCUUGCUAAACGGAAAUCAGACAGCAAAUUCUACGCUGUGAAGGUUUUGCAGAAGAAAAUAAUACUGAAGAAAAAAGAGCAAAAUAACAUAAUGGCAGAAAGGAACGUGUUGCUCAAGAGCUUGAAGCACCCUUUCCUGGUGGGCCUCCACUACUCCUUCCAGACCACGGAGAAGCUCUACUUCGUCUUAGACUAUGUCAAUGGAGGAGAGCUGUUCUUCCACUUGCAGAGGGAGCGCAGCUUCCCAGAGCCCCGUGCUCGCUUCUAUACUGCCGAGGUGGCCAGCGCCAUUGGAUACCUGCACUCCCUUAACAUUGUUUACAGAGAUCUGAAACCAGAAAACAUCCUUCUGGAUGCCAUGGGUCAUGUGGUGCUUACUGAUUUUGGCCUUUGUAAGGAAGGGAUAGAACCAGAAUCAACCACCUCGACUUUCUGUGGGACCCCAGAGUAUCUGGCUCCAGAGGUGCUGAAAAAGAAGCCUUACGAUCGCACGGUGGAUUGGUGGUGUCUGGGAGCCGUGCUCUACGAGAUGCUGUAUGGCUUGCCACCCUUCUAUAGCCGGGAUGUUUCUGAGAUGUAUGACGGCAUCCUACAUAAGCCCCUGAGUCUGGCGGGGGGCAGAAGCCCAGCAGCAUGUGAGCUGCUGACGGGACUGCUACAGAAAGACCCCCAUCGCCGUCUGGGAGCCAUCGCUGACUUUCUGGAGGUUAAAAGCCAUGCUUUUUUUGCCGCUAUAAAUUGGGACGACCUGUACCACAAGAGAAUUACGCCUCCAUAUAACCCCAAUGUGAAAGGGCCUGCGGACACCCAGAACAUUGACCCAGAAUUCACCCAAGAGGCCGUGUCCAGUUCCGUGGGCUGCACUCCGGAUCUCUCGUCCAGCUUCGCCAGCAGCAGCUCUAGUGCUUUUUUGGGCUUCUCCUACGUCCAAACUGAAGACCACUUCCUCUAGGGCCACCAAACCAUCACAACCUGCAGCCUUCAGGUCUAUGCCUUUCUGUUAAGAGAUUGGGCCUUUGGCCAGACUGACCCCACUUCUGAAGAUGCAUUGGGGGAAAAAAGCUUUGAUGAUCCAUCUAGCUCUAAAAUCCUGCCUUCUUUUGCGAGCAUGUAAAAGCAAAUUGAGCAUCAGUUUGCUUUGGAUUUUGAGUUUCAUUGACUUUUUUUCAACAUGAGGAGCACAUAAUCUAAUGAAUGUUGGAAGACUUAGAAUGAUAUAAGCCGAAAUAAAAUCAUAACUUUACUAUUUCAUUUCAAAUGUAAUAAAUACAAAACCAUAUUAAAGAAUUACACUGA